UUCCAGUAGGCAGCGCUCGUGAUCAGGCCUUCGAACCUGCGCGAUGACUCACGGGAUAGCAGUCUGAGCUGUGACGAGACAGGGUGACAACCCAGAAGAUUGUUGCGGUCUUGGGAGCUGUAAAAACGGCAGUUUUUCACUCAAAUUUAGACUCCGGUGUUUGAAGAUGAGCCGACAGACGAUAAGCGGGAAGCCGAACCGGCACACGCCCACGAGCAGCGCCACAUCGACCCAGGACCUGGCGGGGCUGUUUGAGUGUCCGGUGUGCUUCGACUACGUCCUCCCCCCCAUCCUACAGUGCCAGAGUGGACAUCUGGUGUGUUCCAGCUGCAGACCUAAACUCUCAUGCUGUCCAACAUGCAGAGGACCACUGGGCAACAUCAGAAACCUGGCCAUGGAGAAGGUAGCGAGCACAGUCAUGUUCCCCUGCAAGUACGCGUCGGCAGGGUGUCCUGUUACAUUGUUGCACACAGAAAAGCCAGACCACGAGGAGAUCUGUGACUUCAGACCGUACUCGUGCCCGUGUCCGGGGUCCUCCUGUAAGUGGCAGGGUUCACUGGACGCAGUCAUGCCACACCUGACACACGCACACAAGUCCAUAACAACACUACAAGGAGAGGACAUCGUGUUCCUGGCCACAGACAUCAACCUGCCUGGGGCUGUGGACUGGGUCAUGAUGCAGUCCUGCUUCGGACACAACUUCAUGUUAGUCCUGGAGAAACAGGAGAAGUAUGAUGGGCACCAGCAGUUCUUCGCUAUCGUACAGCUAAUAGGUACCAGAAAACAGGCUGAGAACUUUGCCUACAGACUGGAGUUGAACGGCCACCGGCGAAGACUGACAUGGGAAGCCACGCCCAGGUCAAUCCACGAGGGCGUGGCGUCCGCCAUCAGCAGUAGCGACUGCCUGGUGUUCGACACCAACAUCGCCAGACUCUUCGCAGAUAACGGGAACCUAGGAAUCAAUGUCACCAUCUCUACCUGCUGAGAUGUGUGUUAGUAGCCAGGCCGUAGGCCUAGGAAAAAAAUGUUGUGUUUCCUGUUUCCCUAGAGAAAAACCUGCCAACCCUAGACUUUUUUGGUUGGGCUGUGGAGUCACAUAGCUUCCAGUUGGAAUUUUUAUUCAGCCUGCUUCCUAUUGAAGUAAAAACACUGUUUGGCCUAUCUAAUGAAGGAUGAAAGUGCAAAAUGGCACAAAAGUUUCACAUUGAAUGAAAGACAAGUGUCGCAUUUCAGCUUACUUUGUUCAACUGUUUUGGCCAGCCUAAGAAAAUCGCCAGAAAAAGAAAAAGGAUAAUCCUUAGCCCUACCUACCGACCCUAAUUUAUUCUGGACUGAAACAGGAAACACAUUUUUUCCCAGGCCUUACCAGUUCUCUCUUUGGUUCUCGGAGUCUGCCACCUCUAAAUGUGCAAUUAGAAAUAAAAAAGAGAGAGACAGCUGACGUGUUGUCAAGCAUAAAUGUAAUUUUACAUCUCAAUGGUCUAGUUAUGUACAGAAAGACUUCCAAGAACCAGGAGUUUGAGCUUGGUGUGGCCGACAUGUUUCUUUCUGUUGUUUCUUUUGUGUAUGAUCUGAAGAAUGAUAGCAUAAGAGCCUACUACAGACAGUGAGUAUACCUGAUUAUUGUGUACUAUAUAAAUGCCAUUCAAAUAACUGUUAUGUGCCUAAACUUCUCUUACUGUAUCUGACCAGCUUUUCAAGCUAGAGUAAUGCUUAUAUGCUAUAAAUGAUGCAAACAGAACUUAUUUAAACUAUAAAAGACUAAAUUAAAAGGAAAUAUGUCAAAUUUGUGUGUAAGUAUGAUUUUGUACUAUCGGGACUUCCAAUUCAGAAAGUUUUAAUGAUACCGGGUCUUUUGGUAAAGUUCUGUUUCAAAGAUGACCAGUUGUGACUUGCAAAUAUCCUGUUCAAGUCUAACACAGGAAAAGAGACGUUUUGUUUUUGCCUUUCUGGGACAAGAGAAGAUGUUGCUGACAGAGAGACAUAUCAUGGACUGAUUUCAAAAGAAAUCUACAUCCCCGCACAAGAGUUAGAGCCAGUAGACCAUCCCUAGUUAGAUGGCAGCAAUAUCGCUUGUUCUGGCCAGUAUUGUGUGAACUUCUCACUGAAGAAGUUUCAGCCACAGUUUGGAUAUAUGGCAGGAGACACACACACAGUCUCUUAUGUUGUGUAGAAAUGUGUAAAUGAUUUUUAAGCUGUCAGACAUAGGCUAUAUCUAAUAAGACAUUGUAUUAAUUAGCAUUUCUUAUAUCUUUGAUACAUAUGGAUAUUGUCACUGUUGCAGAGCCUUUGUUGUUUCAGAAGGAAAAGUGUGGACUUUGAUAGGGCUGUUCCAUUGAAAGUAUGUGUGGGGGAAUCAAAAUGAAAGCGUUUUGGUUAAGCAAUAUAUUCUAUGUUGGUAAAUGGUAGUCCAGAGUCUUUGCCUCUCAUCCUUUUCAAUGGAAUAGUCCUCAGAACGCUAUUAUACAUUAUGCUGGUUUAAUGCUGUAUAAAAAGAGGACUACUAUGACAAAAAUAUGCUGUAAAUUGCCACACUAGGACCAUUUUAGCAAUAGCAAGGAAACUGGCACAACUAUGUUCGCUUGCAUCAUAUUUUUCCAAUAUGUAUCUGUAUGUAUGUAUUCAUAAUUGAACUAUGAACUUUGCCCAAGCAGAACACUCGCCAAUUUUGUAUGUUUUACCUUGAAGCAGGAAUAAGGAAAUAAAAACAUUGACUAAUUUAACAUUUUGGUGCACAAACUUGCAACAAAUACAUCAUACUUGACUCUGCUAACUUUAAUAUCUUUGACAUAUCCUUUCCAAAAUGCAAGUUUGGUCAAAUAUUUGCACUUCUGAAAAGAAAAAUAGUUGGAUACAAAGACUUUCUAUGGCCUACUCUAUGUUUUGUUUAUUUGCUGUUCCAGAUUCAGUGCCAUCUCUUGUAUCAAUGAAUUGUCGAAACCCCAAAAGUUGAACAUAUUAUCUUAUUUUUUGCUUCCUCCGCUGUAUGGUAACAAAUCUGUACAGCAAAAAGUGUAGAUUUAUUGAAACAAAAAACCAUAUUAAAGGGAUAGUCAACCCCAGAA
Messenger RNA from Branchiostoma floridae (Florida lancelet), 3065 nucleotides. RefSeq names its product E3 ubiquitin-protein ligase Siah1-like. The record is from RefSeq and is a predicted model, not a curated record. Bases 167 to 985 code for a protein of 272 amino acids. Gene Ontology annotation, cellular component: cytoplasm. Gene Ontology annotation, molecular function: ubiquitin conjugating enzyme binding; ubiquitin protein ligase activity; zinc ion binding. Lineage: Eukaryota; Metazoa; Chordata; Leptocardii; Amphioxiformes; Branchiostomatidae. The transcript is spliced from 6 exons. Gene Ontology annotation, biological process: proteasome-mediated ubiquitin-dependent protein catabolic process; multicellular organism development.